AUGCUUCAAUCAAGCGGCUCAUUUUGUAGCUUCCGCCGCCUGUUUGUUGUAUUCUUUGCAACCAUCUUCCUAUGGAUACUCUACCAUCAAUGCGUCACAUUUCACCUCUUCGGUUCCUCAGCACCAAGCAUCAAUGCAGUAAUAGCAGCUACAACGACAGGAAACUACGAAUGGGCAUACCGUCUCAAAAUCCCCAAGUUAGUCGUCAUCCCAUACAUUGCAAACGACCCGUCCGCCCAGUAUCAUCCACCCUCCAAUAAAGGGAACGAAGCAAUGAUUUACCUCUCCUACAUAACAGCAUUUUACGACAACCUUCCCGAUAUUAGCAUUUUUGCUCACGACAGCGAAAACGCCUGGCACAACGAUAUCAUCUUUGGCCAAAACUUAACCGACACCAUACACAGCCUUGAUUUGGAGGAGGUCGAAAGACGCGGCUACGUAAAUCUAAAAGUCGAUUGGCAAGGUGGAUGUCCCCAAUGGAUCAACAGUUCUAUAACCAUAGAUUCGCCCAAUUAUUCAGAGCUCAGAUCAGAAGAAAUCUAUGUCCGAGAAAUGUUCCAGAAUAUGUUCCCUGGACAUGAUGUUCCCGAGAUCUUUGGUGGACCAUGUUGUUCUCAGUUUGCCGCCACCCGAGCAGCGAUUCAGAAAUUACCGAAACAGUGGUAUCAGGACCGGAUCGAUUGGAUUCUUAACACGGAUUUACCCGACUAUAUUUCGGGCAGAUUGUUUGAGAGAAUGUGGGCGUACAUGUGGAUUGGGACUGCGAAUGACUGUCCGAUUGAGUACAAGGCUCUAUGUAGGGUGUUCCAUAUCUGCUUCAACGACCAAGAGGAAUUGGAUGAGUGGAAUGGGGCAGCGUAUCUGAGUGAGAAAGGGACAAGAGAUGCUUGGGCUGACAGAGUGACGAACAACCAUAUUGAUGAUCGGACUGAGCAUGCGGUUGGGGAGAUGGGGCCCUGGCUGAAGAGGGGGAAGGAUGAAGCUGUGAAGAGAGGACGGUCGAAAUACUAUCGUUGGAAAAUUGCGGGGGAUCUGUGA
Hymenoscyphus albidus is the source of this 1038-nucleotide messenger RNA. The record is from the annotation of a GenBank genome assembly. Lineage: Eukaryota; Fungi; Ascomycota; Leotiomycetes; Helotiales; Helotiaceae.